AAGCAGCAUGUCUCGAAGAAAGAUUUCUUCCGAGUCCUUCAGCUCCUUGGGAUCGGACUAUCUGGAGACCAGCCCAGAGGAGGAGAGCGAAUGUCCCUUGUCCAAGCUCUGUUGGAAUGGCAGCCGGAGCCCUCCCGGCCCUCAGGAGCCGGAUGCAGUCGCUACAGCCACGGCUGCCACGGUCACUGCCACGGCUACAGCCACUGCCACAGCGACCGCAGGGGCUAGGCGUGCACAGCGCCGGAGACGGGUCAACCUGGAUUCUCUGGGUGAAAGCAUCAGCCGCCUGACGGCGCCCACGCCUCAGAUUAUACAGCAGACUCUCAAGAGGACACUACAGCAUUAUGAGCAUCAAGUUAUUGGUUACAGGGAUGCAGAAAAGAAUUUCUACAAUCUCUCUAACAGAUGCUCCUAUGCAGACCAUUCCAGUAAAGAGGAAAUUGAAGAUGUCUCAGGAAUUCUUCAGUGUACCGCUAACAUGCUUGGUUUGAAGUUUGAAGAAAUGCAAGAAAGAUUUGGGGAGGAAUUCUUCAAUAUCUGUUUUGAUGAGAACGAGAGGGUCCUUCGGGCUGUAGGAAGCACCUUGCAGGACUUCUUUAAUGGUUUCGAUGCUUUACUGGAACAUAUUAGAACUUCAUUUGGACGACAGGCCACUCUGGAAUCUCCAUCUUUCCUAUGCAAAGAGCUUCCAGAGGGUUCUCUAAUGCUCCAUUACUUUCAUCCUCAUCACAUUGUGGGGUUUGCAAUGCCUGGAAUGAUAAAGGCUGCAGGAAAGAAGAUCUACCGACUGGAUUUGGAGGUGGAAAAAGUGACCCAUGAGAAGCUGUGUUUGGAGGGCUCAAACCCAGGGAACUGCAGCUGUCUUACAUUUGUCAUUAAGGAAUGUGAAAAUUCAAACAUCACAAAAAACCUUCCACCUGGAACAUCCCAAACUCCUGCUGAUCUCCGAAUCAGCAUCAACACAUUCUGUAGAGCUUUCCCCUUCCACCUGAUGUUUGAUGCCAGCAUGCUGGUUCUGCAAUUGGGGGAAGGACUGAGGAAACAGCUCCGAUGUGACACUCACAAGAUUCUGAAGUUUGAGGACUGCUUUGACAUAGUUUCCCCAAAGAUCAGUGCCACCUUUGAAAGAGUCCUGCUGAGGCUGUCCACUCCAUUUUUGAUUCGGACCAAACCGGAGGCUUCUGGUUCUGAAAAUAAAGACAAGGUGAUGGAAGUCAAAGGACAGAUGAUCCACAUUCCAGAAUCAAAUUCUAUUUUAUUUUUGGGCUCUCCAUGUGUAGACAAGUUGGAUGAACUCAUGGGUCGUGGCCUGCAUCUCUCAGAUAUCCCCAUCCAUGAUGCAACUCGUGAUGUGAUAUUGGUUGGGGAGCAGGCCAAAGCCCAAGAUGGAUUAAAGAAGCGGAUGGAUAAACUAAAGGCAACUUUAGAAAGAACUCACCAGGCUCUGGAAGAAGAGAAAAAGAAGACAGUGGACCUUCUGUUUUCCAUUUUCCCUGGAGAUGUAGCCCGACAGUUAUGGCAAGGACAGCAAGUUCAGGCCAGAAAGUUUGAUGAUGUCACCAUGCUCUUCUCUGACAUAGUGGGUUUCACAGCUAUCUGUGCUCAGUGUACUCCUAUGCAAGUCAUUAGCAUGUUGAAUGAGUUAUACACCAGAUUUGAUCACCAAUGUGGAUUUCUGGACAUUUACAAGGUGGAGACAAUAGGCGAUGCAUAUUGUGUUGCAGCAGGACUGCACAGGAAAAGCCUUUGCCAUGCGAAGCCCAUUGCCUUGAUGGCCUUGAAGAUGAUGGAACUUUCAGAGGAAGUGCUGACACCUGAUGGGAGACCAAUUCAGAUGAGGAUAGGGAUUCACUCAGGGUCUGUCCUGGCUGGAGUUGUUGGUGUAAGAAUGCCAAGAUAUUGCCUGUUUGGAAACAAUGUCACCCUUGCCAGCAAGUUUGAAUCAGGCAGCCAUCCACGACGCAUCAAUGUUAGCCCGACAACUUACCAAUUAUUGAAGAGAGAAGAUAGUUUUACCUUCAUUCCUCGAUCCCGUGAAGAACUUCCAGACAACUUUCCAAGGGAAAUCCCUGGAAUCUGUUAUUUCCUGGAGCUCACAACUGGUCCCAAACAGCCAAAGCCCUCAAUCUCUUCAACUCGAAUGAAGAAGGUUUCCUACAAUAUUGGCACCAUGUUCCUUCGGGAGACAAGCUUAUGAGACCUGCUGCAGAUCAAAGACUCAUCACAAAAGCACAAGCCCAGAACCUGGGUCUGGACAGAAAAAUGAGGAGAGAUCCUUUCUCCUUCACUGCAUCAUUCUGGGCAAGCAGUAAAAUCUCUGUGUAAUGUCAUGCAAUAAUACUAGAAUAAGGUGGGUGAUGGCUGUCAGUAAACAAACUGGAGGGGAAGACAAUUAAGGGAAUCAAAUGUGUCCACCCCUAAAAGAGGUAUAAACAAAUUAAAUUAUAAUCAUAGUCCCUUUAUCAAAUAAAACCUAAAACUAAACUCCUUGGGUUUUCUGUUUGAUAUCCAUGAGGUGACAUGACCUUAAGAAUUGUGCCCACUGAAAAAUAUAAGAGAGCCAGUGUGGAGUCUGCAUUCUUAGAUUCAAUGUUAUUCAGUAAAGGAAGUUUUAUAGUUUUUUGGAAGAGACAUUUCUUACAGAUACCAUAGAGGUUUGGUCAACUUCCCAACCAGAGAAAUUGUAACUGAGUAAAAUAUUUUAGGGAUAUUACCUAUUUUUAUACAUCUUUCUCUUUCUGGAUAAUAACAUUUCACAUAAAAAUUGAACUAGCUUUUCAGAGUAUACUACUGUAUAUUUGGUGUAUUAUGUAACUUUAACCUAAUAAUCUUAGAGGGAUUAGUAUCAGAUAGACAUUGCUUUGGUGAUUUCAUAUAUGCAGAAAACCCUGUCUAUCUGUCUAUUAGACAUGUCUUUCAAAUGUAAUUAAUGUAACUGAAAUUUAAAAGAAAUGGAGUUCCUAGAAGUCAAUUAAAAAUAAACAAGGAGAAAGGAAUCUUUUCCUCUUUUUGUUGAAAAUUUGCAGUAAUUUACAAAAGAAAAUUACUUUGGUCCCUUAAUGGUUUUUAUAUAGGCACUUUAAAAUAUAGUUAGAUAUUGGAACAUGCUAAAUUAUGCCCUAUACUAUAAUACUUAUUAAAUACCUACCCUGUACAGAACACUGCAUGCACAUAAUGUGCUAUAUGUCAU
This is a messenger RNA of Antechinus flavipes (yellow-footed antechinus), 3190 nucleotides long. It is a transcript of the gene GUCY1A2, whose product is annotated as guanylate cyclase 1 soluble subunit alpha 2. Gene Ontology annotation, biological process: cGMP biosynthetic process; response to oxygen levels. The record is from RefSeq and is a predicted model, not a curated record. Gene Ontology annotation, cellular component: guanylate cyclase complex, soluble. The transcript has 8 exons. NCBI's taxonomy places the organism in Eukaryota, Metazoa, Chordata, Mammalia, Dasyuromorphia, Dasyuridae. Gene Ontology annotation, molecular function: guanylate cyclase activity; heme binding. The coding region runs from base 8 to 2197 and encodes 729 amino acids.